This is a messenger RNA of Seriola aureovittata, 1791 nucleotides long. It is a transcript of the gene orc4, whose product is annotated as origin recognition complex, subunit 4. The transcript has 14 exons. Lineage: Eukaryota; Metazoa; Chordata; Actinopteri; Carangiformes; Carangidae. Bases 116 to 1420 code for a protein of 434 amino acids. Gene Ontology annotation, cellular component: nucleus; nuclear origin of replication recognition complex. Gene Ontology annotation, molecular function: ATP hydrolysis activity; DNA replication origin binding. Gene Ontology annotation, biological process: DNA replication initiation; DNA replication. The record is from RefSeq and is a predicted model, not a curated record.
CAGAGCCAGAGAUGAAAUAAAUGCAGGAAGUCGUCAUAGCUGGCUGAGCAGUUUUCCCGCGAAGAUUGAGCCCUCUCCCUGUACAAACUACUGUUUUCUUUAGAGUGGCAGCAUCAUGAGUAAGAGGAAGGUGAAAGAUGCUCAUCUGCCUAUUGGAGAAUGCAUCACACAGGUUCAGGAGAUUAUGAGGGAGCGGCUUUGCCAUCAGCAGCUCCCUGACAAGCCGGAGGGAAUAGAAGCUCAACACAAACACCUCCUGGAGCUGCUGAAGCGGACGGCCGUCCACGGGGAGAGUAACUCUGUGCUAAUCGUCGGUCCCAGGGGAGCGGGAAAAACAAUGCUGCUCAAGUGUGUGUUGAGAGAGCUGCUGGAGGAGAAAGAAGCGCAGAAAAACCUGCUGCAGGUUCAUCUCAACGGUCUCCUGCAGACUGACGACAGAAUAGCACUGAAAGAAAUAACGCGGCAGCUCCACCUAGAAAACGUUGUCGGUGACAAAGUGUUUGGAAGUUUUGCAGAAAAUCUGGCUUUCCUUCUGGAGGCACUAAAGAAAGGUGAUCGCAGCAGCAGUCGCCCGGUGCUGUUCAUCCUGGACGAGUUCGACCUGUUCGCCCACCAUAAGAACCAGACUCUGCUCUACAACCUGUUUGACGUCUCCCAGUCCGCCCAGGCGCCGAUCGCUGUGGUCGGCAUCACCUGCAGACUGGAUGUUCUGGAGCUGCUGGAGAAGAGGGUAAAGUCACGCUUUUCCCACCGUCAGAUCCACCUGCUCAGCAGCCUGACGUUCACUAAGUACCUGGAGCGGGUCCAAACCCAGCUCAGCCUGCCAGAUGAUUUUCCCGACACCAAGUUCGCAGAGGACUGGAACGACAGUAUCAAGACUUUGUGUGAAGACAAAUCAGUGGAGGACGUUUUACAGAGACACUUCAACUCCAGCAAAGACUUCCGCUCAAUGCAAAUGCUGCUGAUGUUGUGUCUGAGUCGUGUCACCGUUGCCAAACCUGCCAUCAAACCUGCCGACCUGCAGGAGGCCAGCAGACUCUGUUUUGCCGACGCCAAGGCGAACAUGCUCCAUGGUCUGUCCAUCUUGGAGCUGUGUCUGAUCAUCGCCAUGAAACACCUCAACGAUGUCUACGAAGGAGAGCCGUUCAAUCUCCAAAUGGUUCACAACGAGUUUAAGAAGUUCCUGCAGAGGAAGUCGAACUCCAUGUACAACUUUGAGCAGCCUGUCAUCAUGAAGGCCUUCGAGCACCUGCAGCAGCUGGAGCUGAUCCGACCGGUCGACGGCUCUGCGGCCAAAACUCAGAGGGAAUACCAGCUGAUGAGACUCAUGCUGGACCACAGUCAGAUCAUGGAGGCCCUGCAGAAGUAUCCACAGUGCCCCACUGAGGUCAAGCAGUGGGGCAUGUCGGCGUUCGGCUAGGAAUCUACGUACAUCUGGACUUUAUGCGGACGCUGAUGUAGUGUGCACCAACACUGGGAGAGAAAAUGUUAAUUAAUUACACCUCAAAGUUUGUGAAGUUAAAACAGAAGAAAGAAGUUGGUGAGGUUUCUGUGGUUUGUCUUAUAGAAACUGAAAUUGACUGUAUACCAGGUGAAAUGUCUUACCAAAAUAAAGAGGUUUAGCACUACAGCUUGGAACAAGGACUGAAAUUAACCAGGGAAAAAAACAUGGCUGCUGGCAGGUCACCAUUAGUGCACGUUUCAUGUCAGGAUGGUUUUUCUUGUAUUCAGAAUAUGAGGAGUUGUAACAAUUAGUCACUGUAAAUGAUUAUCACAAAAUAAAAAGGUUUG